GGAUUAUAUACACCCUCAAAACAUUCCAAUUUUUCACGUCCAUCUGCCAUUCGCCGAAAUGAAGGAUUCCAAAGUACCAUCAUCAGGUUUUAAACAAUACGCCUGGGAUUCAAUCCUCUUGGCACCAAUGGAUGCUGGUUGCUUAGCUUUUAUCGUUCAAACCAAGGACGUACGUUUCAUGAUGAAGACGAUGGCCAGGUUGGCACAUUCCCCACAGUCGACGUAUCGGGCCAAUAGGAGGUAUUUGUACCUCCCCUCAAAACGGAUUCCAGAUGACGCCUUCGAAACCAUCAUAAAGGAAAUGUUCGCGACAAGGGAAAUGGAUUUCAUGCCAGACUUAGUUAUAGCCAAAUUAACCGAACUUAAUGUAACAUCAGAAUCCAACUGUAGUACGCUACUGCGUGCAGGUAACUUGGGCACCGUAAGGAACAUGAAGUUUGAACUGAUUACCCACCGCUUUAAUGGUCAAAAUCCAUCGGAACGGAUAUCGUUAGAUGUAUGGGACCCCAAACAUGGUUUCCAGCUUCGCGCUGACCUAUAUCCUGAUAAGGUAACUAAUCUCAUGGGCAAAACGCUUAGCCUUACUGCUAUCUUCUAUCCACCACUAUCCGUGGUAUUCGAGGAUUCGGAUCCUCCCAUUUACGAUGGACUUGAGUUCCGUGUUAUGUACUCGUGGGCCCAGCAGAAUAACUUCACAUGGCGGGUCGUGUAUAAGCCGGACGAAUGGUGGGGUGCCAUUUGGGAAAAUGGCAGUGGAGUCGGUCUAUCUGGGCACGUGUCUAUGGACAAGGCAGACGUCGGAUUUGGAGCCAUUUACCUUUGGGAAAACGAACAUCGUUUCACGGAUUACAGUUCAGUUUAUUUCAGAACAUCUCUUACAACAGUACUGCCAAAGCCGAAACUUCUACCAGGAUGGAUGGUUCCAAUUCACCCAUUCAGUACCUACCUAUGGUCUGCAGUAGGACUGUCUGUCAUAACGUCGACAUUGGUUCUGUACAUGACUUCUCAAGCCAGCUCAAGAAUAUUAGGUUCAGCACAAGGCAAAGUUGUGAUCAACAAGUACUCCACCUGGGUGGAGUGUGCUUUCCGCACCAUGGGCUUGCUGGUGCUGCAAGUACCACCGGACGAGCGGGACUUCAGCACUCCCCGGCAUGUGCCAAUGCGCCAUCUUGUCACUUGGCUCAUACUCUUCUACUUUGUGGUCACCACAGGAUAUUCAGCUGGUCUGGCAUCUGUGCUUACUCUACCCAGAUACGAGGAACCAAUUGAAACGCCAGUUGACAUGGCUGAUCGUAACAUAAAAUGGGGCGGUACAGAUGUGGCGUACGUGUUCUUUCUGCAACAGUCUCUGGAUCCAAAGAUGAGAAAACUGGCUAAUAAUUUCAUUGAAGGAAAUGAAGAAUAUUUAACGAGGGAAGCAGGGACUGGAAAGAUGGGUUUCGUAAUUGAGAGGAUGCAAAACGGUCACUUUUUCCUUCCACCCUUCAUCAAUGAAGACACGAUGCAGAACUUGCGGGUUAUGAAGGAGGACUAUGUGUACGGAAACUGUGUCUUCAUGCUGCGCAAAGGCUCUCCCUACAUGGGCAUCAUCAACUCGAUAGUUUAUAAGGUGAGAGAUACGGGACUGGUCUUAUAUUGGGAGGACCUCACUGUGCGAAGGUACAUGUCUACAAGACGUCAGCUCUCCGUCAUAAACAGCCGAAAAGAGGCGGAUCCUGGCCCUACACAACUUUUGCUUCGGCAUGUGACGGGUUCAUUCUAUUUGCUAGGAUAUGGACUGGCCGCGUCUCUAUUCGUCUUCAUAUUGGAGCUUAUCAGAUACAAAUAGUUUAUUUGAAAUCUAAGUUCACAAUGCAAAAGUACAUUAAGAGUUGAAACAGUAUCUGAUAAGCUGGGCCAACCAUUGCAUAACUAGAAAAAGCACAACUGCCAGAAUAAAUAACAAGAAUUAUAAAUCGUGAAACUACGUUAUGUUUAUGGCUGAACUUAUUCAAUAACAAAACCUGGUUCUUCAGUAAUACACACUUUCUAAUGCCACACCAGGAAACAACUGACGUAGCAGCCGCGGACAACCGCAGGCAGGAACAUCAGUGGUUAAACGGCGAUGUUCCUACAGGAUGCGUGUUGAAUGGCGUCCAUCAAAGUUAAAUCAACGACAAUCUGCAUCAACGCCAUUAAAUUCCGUC
This is a messenger RNA of Zootermopsis nevadensis, 2186 nucleotides long. NCBI's taxonomy places the organism in Eukaryota, Metazoa, Arthropoda, Insecta, Blattodea, Termopsidae. The record is from RefSeq and is a predicted model, not a curated record.